UAACAUCACGUGAUACUCCCGGUGUUUUAUUAUGGCCUCCUUUUAAUCUCUCGACUGUCUCGAGCACAUUCCAUUUAAAAUGUCUCGAGCUAAAGUGUAUAUAGUAGUGGGGAUUGGACUGGCUCUGCUGCUGCUAGUUAUUUUUUAUGAAACAGGUACUAAUAAUGUUGUGAAAAGGAAUAUUACUUAUCUCAGAGUGCCUCACAUAAUGACACUGGCUACUGACAGGCCACCAGCUGCUAAUCUAACUACCACCGUUCAACCAACAGUCAAUACUAAUGAUAAUGAGAAUCCAUCAUCAGUUUCCAGCCCCAUCACUACUCCAGCUGGUUCCACUCCCACAAGUCAUACUUCAUCAGUUCAGUCUCCAUCAGAUAUCCCGUAUAUUGAUCCAAGAACACUCAAUGAAUCAGGAUUCAUAGAAUACAGUUUAGGUGUGUCUCCAUUAUCUGACAUGAAGUUAGUGGGUCAUAGAGUACCUGAGAAGAUACUCAUUCCUGUUGAUAUCAGUGAUAUUUUCAUUUCUGUCAAAACUUCUUCACUCAAUGCUUACAGGCAGCAAACUGUCUUUCUGACAUGGGCCCAAACUGUACCUAUAGACCAAAUAUCCUUUACAACAGAUAAAGCCACCAAUUGGACUGAUGCUUUUGCAGCUCAUGGUUACAAGAUAAACACUGCUCCUCACUGUGGGCUGGGCCACACUGAUUAUUCUUUAUGCUGCAAGAGCGGGGUGGAGUAUGACCAGUUUUAUAAAGCAAUUGAAGCUGGGAGGAACUUCAGCUGGAUGUGUCAUAUUGAUGAUGAUGAAUACAUGAAUGUCUGGAAAUUGAAGAGAAUGUUAAUAAAAUAUGAUCCUAACAAGCCAUGGUAUAUUGGAAAGAGCCAUCAUGAAUACUGGAAGUUGAAUCCUUCAAAUAGUGGCAACUUUCCUGAAGCAAAAAGAAAAAUAUACAAAUUCAACACUGGCAAUGUUUAUUGCUUGAGUAAACAGAUUAUGAAAGAAACUGAGAAAUAUUUCAGAGGCCGUAACUUUAUCAAAACUUGUGAGAAAGCUCAUUGGAUUGAUGAUGUAACCAUAGCAAUAGUAAUUGUUGCUGUGUUAGGCUAUGAACCAACAGAAGAGAAACAGAUGUGGUCCCAUUAUGAAGUACUUGACCAACUACCUAAAUCAGAAUCAUUAAAAAUGAUUAACUUUGGCUAUGGUAAGCUUGAGUUUGGAUUUCAUGGCAGAUGGAACACUUCAUUAAACUUACCUAACCCUCGCUUCUCUUACAAUGCUGAUCCUACAAGAUUUCUCUCCUAUCAUUGUAUGAUGUAUCCUAAACUAAAAUGGUGUCAAUAAUGAUAAUAUUUAUUUUUUAUCAUAAUUAACUGGUUUCUAUUAAUUAUUAUUAAUUUUAAGUGAUAACUGAAAUAUACAAUGCA
Molecule: messenger RNA, 1425 nt
Organism: Amphimedon queenslandica
Lineage: Eukaryota; Metazoa; Porifera; Demospongiae; Haplosclerida; Niphatidae
Product: beta-1,3-N-acetylglucosaminyltransferase radical fringe-like
Exons: 13
Coding region: 80-1342 (420 amino acids)
Cellular component (GO): membrane
Molecular function (GO): glycosyltransferase activity
Source: RefSeq, a predicted model, not a curated record